Molecule: messenger RNA, 1453 nt
Organism: Drosophila grimshawi
Lineage: Eukaryota; Metazoa; Arthropoda; Insecta; Diptera; Drosophilidae
Product: zinc finger protein 16
Exons: 2
Coding region: 47-1294 (415 amino acids)
Cellular component (GO): nucleus
Molecular function (GO): zinc ion binding
Source: RefSeq, a predicted model, not a curated record
CAUGUGUAGAUUUGGACUUUGAAAAUUAGUAAACAAUUGCAAAUAAAUGACUUCAGGCUUGAGCGAACUACUUUGCCGCGUCUGUCUGAAGCAGGACGAGCUCCUGGUAGACAUUUACGAGCAUGUGGAGGAGCAGCAAACGGAUCUAUGCACCCUACUCGAACGCUGUGGCGAUAUCAUAGUCGAAAAGUUGGAUAGUUAUCCAAAGUAUUUGUGCCAAGAGUGCACCAAGGAGCUCCUAAUCGCGGCCAAGUUUCGCGACAAAUGUGCGGCAACGGAACAAGCUAUAAAGCAGAGAAAACGGAAACGUUUAGAUGACGAAGCAGCAUCGUUGGCAAUAGGCGAAUUGGCUAAAGACGAGCUGGUGGUGGAUGACGAGGAGAACACAAUAGAUGCAAAUGAUAUUAUAGAAUUCGAUCCAAGCGAGCAUGUUGAGCUAUACGAGGAAUGUGAAACGGAAGAACUGGCCAUAAAAGAGACUAUAGAAGCACCAGAGUUAGCUGUGAGAGAAGAGUCGAUAGAAGAAUCUAAUCCUAUACAGUUAAAUGCCAACUACAACUGUGAUGAUUGCGGCGCUGUCUUUCAGCAGACAGUGACGUUGCAGCGGCACAUAGCUAAAUCACAUCCCAAUGCAGUUAUCUACAAUUGCAUGCACUGUGGCUAUUGCUUUACCCAGCACAUAAAUCUGCAGAGGCACAGCUGCACAGCUAGCUUGAGUGCGCCGUCGAGAAAUGAAGGAAUGGCGCGUACACGUCAUCGCUGCGUAUACUGCGGCAAGUGUCUGCAGUCGGCGCCCAGUUUGGUGAUGCAUCUUCGUCUGCACAACGGCGAGCGGCCCUUUGCCUGCGAUGUUUGCCCCAAGACAUUUAAAACCAAUGGCGGACUUGUCGUCCAUCAGAAGCGACACCUCAAACUGAUUGAGUUCGAGUGCGAGUAUUGUGGCAAGGGUUUCGUGGAGUCCAGCAAUCUAAAGCGACACAUUGCCUCGCUGCACACAUCGGAUCGUCCGCACAGGUGCACCAUCUGUCAGCACUCCUUCGCCCGCGUCUAUUUGCUUGAGCUGCACAAGCGCACCCACACAGGCGAGCGUCCGUAUGCCUGCUCUUGGUGCGACAGCAGCUUUGCCCAGCUAAGCGUUCUACGCUCACACGAGAGAAUCCAUUCGGGCGAGCGGCGACAUCGCUGCGAUCUAUGCCAGAAGACAUUUAGUCGCUUGAGCCAGCUGAAAAAGCAUACGCUCAAAUCCUGCCUGCCUGUGGCCACGCAAGCCGUAAAUGAAGUUGUCAUGGAUUGAACUGCUGCUUAUUAUCUGUAUCUACACACAGCCAGGUCUCUUUGCCGUAAUUUUGGGCUGUUACCAAUCGAAUUAAUUGUGAUUUAUUAUCAAGUUGGUAGCGUGCCAACACUAAAAUAAGCUCCAUUAACAAAUAAAAUAUCAAUUGUUAAAGUGGAA